GAGUGGAUGUACGGCUGCGAUGUGGGGCCGGACCGACAGCUCCUCCAUGGGUAUGAACAAUUCGCCUACGAUGGCGCGGAUUUCAUCGCCCUGAAUGAGGACCUGCGCUCCUGGACCGCGGCGGACAUGGUGGCUCAGAUCACCAAGCGCAAAUGGGAGGACUCCGGUGAGGCAGAACGCGACAGGAACUACCUGAAGGGCACGUGCAUGGAGUGGCUCAGCAGACACCUGGAAACCGGGAAGGACACGCUGCAGCGCGCAGACCCUCCAAAGACACAUGUGACCCGCUACCCCAUCUCUGACCUUGAGGUUGCCCUGAGGUGCUGGACCCUGGACUUCUACCCUGCAGAGAUCACACUGACCUGGCAACAUGACGGGGAGGAUCUGACCCAGGACACAGAGCUUGUGGAGACCAGGCCUGCAGCGGAUGGAUCCUUCCAGAAGUGGGCAGCUGUGGUGGUGCCUUCUGGAGAGGAGCAGAGAUACACAUGCCAUGUGCAGCACGAGGGGCUGCCUGAGCCCAUCACCCUGAGAUGGGAACCUCCUCAGCCCUCUGUCCCCAUCACGGGCAUCAUUGCUGGCCUGGUUCUCUGUGUGGCCACUGGAGCUGUGAUCUGGAGAAAGAAGCGCUCUGGCAGAGAAGGAGGGAGCUAUGCUCAGGCUGCCAGCAGCAACAGGGCCCAGAGCUGUGAUGUUAAUAUCACAGUGCCUCACGUAGAGAUCCCUAGCCCUUUACAUUGUGUGAGGACAUAGCCAGAAGGUGGCAGCUAUGAACCAGGAAGAGGGUCCUUACCCAACCUUGCUGGUGCAGUGAUCUUGGCCGUCCUGGCCUCCAGAACUAUGAGCAGUAACUUUCUGUUAUUUAUAAACUAUGGUUGAUGCUAUUUUGUUACAGCAGCCCUAACAGAACUGUAGUUCCUGUUGCUCCACAUCCUCACCAGUACUUGGUAAUAUCAGUUUUUAUUUUAACUAAUCUAAUAGAUGUGUAGUGGCAUACUAUUUUUUUUAUUUGCAUUUCCCUAAUGACAUAUGAUAUUGAGCACCUUCUCAUAUGCUUUUUCAUAUACCACCUGUAUUGUCUUCAGUUAUGUGUUAUCUGUUUUCUUAUUGUUGAGUUUUAAGGGUUCUUUGUAUAUUUUAGAUACAAGUCUAUUAUCAGAUACGUGAUUUGCAAAUAUUUUCUCCACGUCUGUGGCCUGAAUUCUUUUACUGAAAUAACAGCAUAUACUAAUGACUAAAU
Molecule: messenger RNA, 1240 nt
Organism: Hippopotamus amphibius kiboko
Lineage: Eukaryota; Metazoa; Chordata; Mammalia; Artiodactyla; Hippopotamidae
Product: putative HLA class I histocompatibility antigen, alpha chain H
Exons: 2
Coding region: 7-753 (248 amino acids)
Biological process (GO): antigen processing and presentation of endogenous peptide antigen via MHC class I via ER pathway, TAP-independent; immune response; positive regulation of T cell mediated cytotoxicity
Cellular component (GO): external side of plasma membrane
Molecular function (GO): signaling receptor binding; peptide antigen binding
Source: RefSeq, a predicted model, not a curated record